Messenger RNA from Postia placenta MAD-698-R-SB12, 2232 nucleotides. RefSeq lists its product as hypothetical. Gene Ontology annotation, biological process: ATP synthesis coupled electron transport. The record is from RefSeq and is a predicted model, not a curated record. The coding region runs from base 1 to 2232 and encodes 743 amino acids. Lineage: Eukaryota; Fungi; Basidiomycota; Agaricomycetes; Polyporales; Adustoporiaceae. The transcript is spliced from 10 exons. Gene Ontology annotation, cellular component: membrane. Gene Ontology annotation, molecular function: iron-sulfur cluster binding; NADH dehydrogenase (ubiquinone) activity.
AUGUUGCGGCUGGUGUCGAAGCCUGCGUCCACGGGACUCAUCACCAAGGUAGUCCCGUCGUCUUGCCUGGGGGGUCGACGGUCAUUUGCAUCGACAUCUACGCGGCAGGCCGACAUUACUUUGACUGUAGAUGGGAAGGAGGUGACAGUACCGCAGGGCUCAGCAUUGAUUCAAGCAUGCGAAGCAGCAGGCGCAACCAUUCCACGAUUCUGUUAUCAUGACCGACUGGCCAUUGCUGGGAACUGCCGUAUGUGCUUGGUAGAGGUUGAAAGAUCACCAAAGCCGGUCGCAUCAUGUGCAAUGCCUGCGAUGCCUGGCGCGAAGGUAUUUACGAACAGCCCUCUUGUCCACGAAGCAAGGGAAGGUGUCAUGGAAUUUUUGUUGGCAAAUCAUCCUCUGGACUGCCCUAUCUGCGACCAGGGAGGAGAAUGUGAUCUUCAAGAUCAAUCAAUGCGAUACGGUGCUGACCGUACUCGCUUUCACGAGAUCACCGGCAAGCGAGCUGUCGAGGACAAGGACCUUGGGCCCCUUGUGAAAACAUCCAUGAACCGGUGUAUUCAAUGCACGCGCUGCGUGCGUUUUGCGAACGAGGUUGCUGGGGUGGAGGAGCUCGGCACGACAGGUCGCGGAAACGACAUGCAGAUCGGAAUGUACGUGGAGAAGACGAUGAACUCGGAAUUGUCUGGAAACGUGGUGGACUUGUGCCCCGUUGGUGCGCUUACCAGCAAGCCCUACGCCUUCCACGCACGUCCCUGGGAGCUGAAGCACACGGACUCCGUCGACGUCCUGGACGCGGUGGGUUCGAAUAUCCGUGUUGACUCGCGUGGCGUGCAGGUCAUGCGUAUCCAGCCCCGGCCAAACGACGACGUCAACGAAGAGUGGAUUAGCGACAAAACGCGCUAUGCCUACGAUGGUCUCAAGUUCCAAAGGCUGACUACGCCGUUGAUCAAGCAAGGUGAUCGGUUCGUUCCCGCCUCAUGGGAGGAUGCGCUGUCUACGAUCGCAGACGGCCUUGCUCGUUCGGGGGCGCAGGAUGAUGAAAUCCAGGCCAUGGCGGGUCACCUCGCAGACACCGAGGCGAUGGUCGCACUCAAAGAUCUGAUCAACCGGCUUGGUUCUGACAACUUGGCUCUGGACUGUGUUGGUGGAACCGCUGCUCCUGUUCACGGAGUCGACAUCCGAUCUAACUACCUGUUCAACUCGACCAUUGCUGGUGUGGAGCAAGCGGAUGCCAUUCUCCUCGUCGGCAGUAACCCACGCCACGAGGCGGCCGUUCUCAACUCGCGUAUCCGCAAGAGCUGGCUACACACGAGCCUCGAAGUCGGUCUGAUCGGGGAGCGCGUGGACACCGCAUAUGGUUACGAGUACCUAGGUGCGGACGCCAAGGCUGUUGCGGACUUCGUUGCUGGCAAGGGCGAGUUUGCACAGAAGUUCAAGGCUGCUAAGCGACCCCUCAUUAUCGUCGGUAGCGCGUUGACCGAACAUCCUGAUGGCGCCUCAGUCUUUAACGCACUGGCCAGGUUUGUCGAGAAGAACCAGAGUAAGCUCGUAACGCCGGAAUGGAACGGGUUCAAUGUUCUGCAGCGCGUCGUUUCCCGUGCUGCCGCAUACGAGAUUGGCUUCGUUCCUUCCAAACAGGCAACCGCUACGAAGCCGAAGUUCAUCUACCUGCUUAACGCUGACGAGGUUGACCCGAAGUCGAUACCCCAGGACGCAUUCGUUGUAUACCAGGGACAUCACGGUGACCUUGGCGCGCAGCUUGCAGACGUCUGCUUGCCUGCAGCCGCCUACACCGAGAAGUCCAUGACGUGGGUGAACACUGAGGGUCGUUCACAGUUGGGCCGUGCGGCUGUGCCACCUCCGGGUGCAUCGCGUGAAGACUGGAAGAUCAUCCGUGCGCUAUCUGAGGUCGUGGGCAAGCCUCUACCGUAUGAUGAUGUGCUGAGCUUGCGAGAUCGCAUGUGGGAGAUCUCCCCGACUCUGGUGCGCUACGACACGACGGAGCCUACUUCCGUCGAUGUUGCCCUUGUUGGUCUCAAGACACUGGCUGCGGGAACUGCGAAUGCCAAGGCCACAGGGAAACCGUUCUCCAAGCCUAUCAGCAACUUCUAUCAGACGGAUCCAAUCUCUCGAGCAUCGGUCACCAUGGCGCAGUGUACUCGUGCGUUUGUUAAGGGUGAAAACUAUGGCUUCAGUGAACUUUCCGGUGCCCCAGAAGCGGCAUACGCAUAG